AUGGAAUCUUCAGAACCGUCUCUACCUUUUUCAACAUUAUUACUCGCUACAUGUGAGUCAAGUGCAUAUGUAGUCGGCAUGGUUUUCAUUGGAUAUUCAGGAGUAAGGUGUGGUAUCUUUACUCCAACGAUAAAAAAGAUAAUUGCGAAACUAGUUUUGAAUCUAUUUCUUCCUUGUCUCUUAUUCUCUCAAAUUGGAGGUACCAUAGAUUCAUCAACGAUAGUAAAAAUAUGGCCAUUACCUGUAUUCUGUGUGUUAUUUGCAAUAAUAAGUGGAUUUCUUGGAAAUUUCGGUGGAAAUCUAUUAAACUUAUCACAAUCAAGAAAAAAAUUUAUAAUGUCGUCCAUAAUAUUUAAUAAUAUCACGGCAGUGCCUGUGGGAUUUAUUAAAGCUUUUGCCUGCACAAAUGCUAUGCAAAUUUUUGAAUCAGAAUUUGGUGAAACUCUACAGGACACGAAGUCGCGUGGGAUUACCUAUUUGUUGUUAUCUACUCUUUUCGUUCUAAUCAUUAGACCUUUUGUGGAGCUAUUUCUUCCCAAAGAUGAUCCCAUAGACACAUCAAAUCACUCCUUGUUGCCAAGUCAAAUUUCCAAGACUGAACCAAGAACAUUAUUCACGCAUUUCAAUCAUGCCAUUUUUACAGAAGAAACUCCAUUAUUAUUAGUUUUGAAAAGAUCCUCUUCACCUUUCCGUGAAACUCUUUACCUAACGAAAGUUAAACAUAUAUUAUCAAAUAUAAUAUCACCACCAGUAUUUGCUGGAUUAUCAGCUCUGAUAAUUGGAACAAACCCAAUGCUCAAAUCAACUUUCUUUGAUUCGGAAUCUCCUCUGUACAUAUAUAUCACGGCAAAUAUGAAACAUAUAGCUGUACUUACUGUUCCAAUUACCUUAGUUUCUAUCGGCACCCAAGCUGGAUGUGCUAAAACUUUGUUUUUCAAAUGGAAUUUACAUAAACCCGUAAUUUAUGUAAUAAUUUGUAGAUAUUUAAUCAUGUCUAUCGUUGGAAUAAUAGUAGUUCUAGGGUGUAAAUUUAUUGCUAAAGAUUGGGAUUGGUUUAUAAUCAAUGAUCCGAUGUUUAUAUUCGUGGCAAUGUGCUUAGCGUGUGGACCAACUGCUAUUGAUCUUUUUGAUUCACAAGAUGAAUUAUUAAUUUUAACAUAUAAUUCUUAUAUUUUACUAUCUCCAGUUAUUUGGUUCACUUUGAUGGGGUUGUUGUCAAUUACUGCUUAUAAUGUUGGAAAAUUCGCUAUUGCUUUAUAG
Messenger RNA from Racocetra persica, 1260 nucleotides. NCBI's taxonomy places the organism in Eukaryota, Fungi, Glomeromycota, Glomeromycetes, Diversisporales, Gigasporaceae. The record is from the annotation of a GenBank genome assembly.